This is a messenger RNA of Panicum virgatum (switchgrass), 3727 nucleotides long. Its product is annotated as pseudo histidine-containing phosphotransfer protein 5-like. The record is from RefSeq and is a predicted model, not a curated record. Gene Ontology annotation, biological process: phosphorelay signal transduction system; phosphorylation; cytokinin-activated signaling pathway. The coding region runs from base 2902 to 3360 and encodes 152 amino acids. Gene Ontology annotation, cellular component: nucleus; cytoplasm. Gene Ontology annotation, molecular function: protein histidine kinase binding; histidine phosphotransfer kinase activity. The transcript has 6 exons. NCBI's taxonomy places the organism in Eukaryota, Viridiplantae, Streptophyta, Magnoliopsida, Poales, Poaceae.
UAAGAUCUGAAUUGUGUGCUAUGUGGCUCCUAUUGGUGAUGCUGCCUCAAUGAUUCCGAGUUCCUGCGGGAGCAAUACAUUUACACAAAAGUCUUCAAAUGCUUACGAGUACUACCAGUCAUACAGUACUCCGUAGGAUCUUCCAAAGGGAUGUAAAUGGUAUGGAUAUUUCCCGACCGUAUUCGAAAUUGAUCUGGUCUGGAAGGGUUUUUAUCCGUCUGUAUCCGAUUCCGAGUAUCCAAUAUCCGUAACCGAUCCGUAUCCGAAUGCUCAAAAGUUACAUUUUUAUGAUGUCGAUAUCCAUUACAAUCUUAUCCGGCAAAAACUAACACUAUCUGUAUCCGACUCCGUAUCCGAACACAAAUAUGAAAACAAAUACGAUAUUAGUAAUAUCCGUCCUUAUCCGAUCCGUUUACAUCCGUCAAACUAGAGUUUUUUUUUCCUUUUUGGAGGGUAAUUCUAACACCAAGCAUAUAAAUCUUAAGCAUAUAAAUCUUAUGUUGCACUAAGUGGUGGUUGUUUAAGUUAUAGAAAGUUGUAUUUGUGGUUGCUAGCCUGCUAUAGUGCUAUCAAGGAUUUAGGGGUAUGCUGAAUGCCUUUUAUUUUCAACUGGUACAAUCCAUUGGUAAUUUGGUAUAGAUAGACUUGGCACACGCAUGCAAGAGGAUAUGUAUUCCAUGUAUGGUGCUUCCUAAGGCCACAAUCAAAGAAUCUCAUCAUAUGACCGUGGUCCACCAUCUAUGAUCUGCUGCUCAUAGGAUGUAUCAAGUAACAUCUAAGGUGAAGUGUGUUACACUUAACAACUUCGAGAAAUGCAGAAAUUUUCGGGAAACCAUUCUCUUAGAGUUUUCAGAAAACCGAAAUAAACAAAAGACGAACUGAAUACUGUUUCAAUUAGUGUAUAGUGAUUAUUGUUUUAAUUAGAGGUAGAUAGCAAGCAAUUACCACAUGGUGUCAUUCAUUUCUUUCACAAUACAGUGACAGCAAGGCUUCACACUCAUUAUGAUUAAUUGUAUUUCUCAUAUAAGAUCACAACAUAAGUGACAUGUUAUGUAAUACUCCAGGCCUGUACGUCACAUCUAUUUCUAGGUACAAAUAUGAUCACUUGGUUAAACUUAAACAUUCAUCAUAAUGAGUUUGCUGUUGCUGUUUUUGUAUCGAAAAACAACAGGUGGGCUAUGCAUUUGUCGUGUCUUCAGUGUGCUGUACAAAAAUAUAGCUAAUAUUGUCUGCUUAUGCAAUUGCUGAUGAGAUAUUUCAUCACCUUUUGUAUGUUGAGGUUGGUACAUUCUUGUAAUAAGGAAUUAAGGAUGUCGACAUGAGAAUUUUCCAUUGAUAAAGUGAAAGCGAUGCUGCUGUAGCGAUGUAGUGAAAACAUGCUAUAGGAUCUUUUAUGAACACAUGCAUCAUUCGGGGACGGUGGCAACUGCUUAACUUGUAUGUAGACUAUUUUUGUCCACUCGUUUCAACUUUCAUUGCCAUGAAAGUUUGAUCUACAUAGAAUACUAGAAUUUACUUUAUUGAUCUGUUCCAUCACUAGGCUUUCUGGCUGUUUCACUCCACGUCAGAUUCUCUUAUCAAGAUGUGAUGCUGAUUGGAGGGGUGAAGGGCACUUGCUGGACCAAUCAUUGAGUGAAUAUAUUUUACCACUUCUGCCACGUGGUCCAGUGAUUUGUGAGAGUCAUGGUUUGUAACUGCUGAAAGGAACUAUCGAAGUCAUUUUCUUUGUCGAACUUUUUAUGUCUGUGCAAAAGUAGGCAUCUCUUAGCACAAUUCUAAUUCUCCACCGUUGUCUUUGAUUUGACUGCUACAUUGUAUCUAUCAGACAACAUAUUCAUUCCUACAAAUGCUAGGAUAAGUCGUCAAUUUAGAUUUAACACAAGUAAACCCUUUGAUUGUAAAAGACAAACAGACAACAUCAUAUUAGACAUGAUAAUGGAUGAACCAUUUUUUGCGAUAGUUCUUUUGCUUAUUAACAUUUGUAGCAGACACUUAACCUAGAUGCAUGACUUUGUGUAAAAAUUGCCCCGCUAACCACUGAAAGAAAAUGCUGUUUUGCUUCACCAUCCAACAGCUGUCAUUUACUUCUGUCUUUCUGAUUUGAGUUUGACCCCUUGAAUUCUUGAUUGAUCCGGACAGUAGUUUAUCAAAUUCUGUGAUAUAUUCAGGUUCAUCUGUUUUUCCUCCUUGCAUUGGGAAUACUUGACUAACUUAUGAAACUUUCCAAUUUAGAUACUUCAUCGGGUUAUCCCACACACAACUAAUUACUUUAAAGGAGUUAAUAUAUUCUUCUUCUCAAAUCGAGGAAUAUAAACCUCUUUUGGUAGCUGUAACCUGGGCCUCCUCCGUUCCUUUGCAUUAUUCCAUGAAAAAACAGCUCAUAAACAUCAGAGUGUGUAUGGAGCUCAAUGCUAGAGUUGAUGAAUAAAGUAAUACUUGAGCUGUUAAUGUAAUAUAAGCACCUAUACCAACAAUGGAAAAAUGAUAGCAAUUUCCCAUCACAAGUAAUCAUAAACAUUGGUUAGGACAAAAUGGCAAUCUUCCUAGUCAUCGAUGUGCAUAGUUCAAAUAAGAGCUAUUCCGCAGGCCAUAUGUGUUAGGAAAAAUGUGCUCAACAUGCACCUCAAAGGAGCAUCAGAAAUGCCGCUGUUAAAGUCACUGUCCAAAAUGUGGAUAGACGUUGCACACCUUGUAUAUGUGUCAUGCUAAUAUUUGCUGUGCAUACUUUGAAAUGUAUUCACUUUCAUCUAUGUUGUAUGAUAGUAGCAUCCUCCUCAGCUAUAUAAGUGAACCUCAUUUCCAACUUUUUACAAGCAAAGUGAUCAACCAGUUGUGUAUGCAUUUUGUGCCUACUCUACCUUGAAGACAUUCAUUUGCCUUCCCCUCAUUUAACACUUGUAAAUGGAGUGUUAUAAUUUACAACGCCAGGCAGCAUGCUUGAAAAGGAGCCUCUUUGAUCAGGGAUACUUGGAUGAACAAUUUUAUCAGAUUGAGGACUUGCAGGAUGAAGCAAGUCCUAAUUUUACAGAAGAAGUUGUUUCCUUGUUCUUCAAGGACUCAGCCCGGCUAAUGACAAAUAUUGAGCAAGCUAUGGAGAAGAACCCCAGAGAUUUCAAUAGAUGGGAUGCACACAUGCAGCAAUUAAAAGGAAGCUGUUCUAGCAUUGGUGCUUCCAGGAUGAAGAAUGAGUGCGCAUCAUUCAGGAAUAGCUGUAGAGAUGAGAAUGCUGAAGGCUGCAUGAGGUCUUUCCAAAAGUUGAAGAGGGAGCAUGGUGUACUCAGGCAGAAGCUGGAGUCCUACUUCCAGUUGCUCCGACAAGCCGGUCCUUUCGAGACUGCAACCAGGCCUGGGGGCGCUUAAGGAACUGGCUGCUGGCGGUCAGGGCAGGCGCUCCUCCACGCGAUCGUUGCACACGAUCAGUAAAGGCGGGCCACGAAUAAGAAAUUUUCCAGAUUCCUAUGGGUGGAAUUCUCUGAGCUACUACAAGUUUGUGACCAUAUAUCCUACAAAAAUCCAGGCUCUCAAAUCUCCAGAUAAUCUUUUAACCUGGUGUUUGCUGACUAGCUAGGUUUGGCAAAUAAGAAUAACCUGUUGGCGCCCCACGGCGAUGUAGCCUGACAUACCAUCAGGUAUUCAGGUGUGCCAUGUCUGCCUCUAUGUCUCUAUUGUAAGCAGUUAAGUAUACAUGGUCAAAUAAACUCGAUGGAGUUUGCAAUUUGCAUCAUGA